AUUCACCCACAACAGCAUUCCCUACAUCACCAACCAAUCAGUUUUCUCCAAAAUCAACUGACCCAACAACAAGAGUUCCUUCUACCCCAACAUCUUCUUUGAGCACCAAGGUCGAUUCACCAGGAGUUGAAUCUCCUACAAUUAUUGGUGUCACAACAGACUCUCCUAAAACAGCAUUUGCUGCAAAAACAGAGAUCCCUCCCACAACACAGGUUCCCACGGCAGCACAGGCACAAACAACUGAUGUGCCAGCGACAGCAACAGUUGCUAUUGCUACAGCAGGUUAUUCCACAUCAACUGCUUCUCCCACACCAGCUGCUCCAGUAACACCAGUUGAUGCAACAGUCCUAUCUCCGACAACCAUUCCAACAGUAUCUCCAAAAACAGUGGCUGUUCCCUCAGAUUUUCCCUCAACAGUUUUUCCAACAAUUUCUCCCACAGCAAGUGCUCUGACAACGGUCAUUCCAGUUAGAGUUGAUUCCACAACAAUCACUCAAAUGACAGAUUCUCCCACAACAGCUUCUGCUCCUGCAAAAGAGGAACUACAAACAGCAGGUGUCACCGCAACGACAGCCACUCAAACAACUUCACUCUCUCUGACAAUUAGUGCACCAACAAAAACAUUUUAUCUCACAACCUCAACUGCUUCACCAGUCAGAACUGUUGACUCCAGUACAGAGCUGUUUUCUACUGUUAGCACACCAACGUCGGCCGGUUCAAGAACAAGGACACCAUUUUCGUCCACACUUGAUCCAACAACAGGUUUUGGCUCAUCAGUUUUCCCAACAAGUGGUCCCACAACAGCGCAUUAUUCCUUGACAACCUUGGCUCCAAAUACUGGUGUUCUCACAAAAAUAGCAACCCCAACCAGCCUUCAAAUUACAUCACCUGCAAAUGCUGUUAGUUUUACAACUUCUACCAUCUUAUCUACAACAUUUGCACAAGGAACUGGUCUUCCUUCAACAACCAUUGCUCUCACAACAACAUAUACUCCCAAAAAGUCAUUGGCUCCAACAAGUGGUGUUCCCACGACAACUCCUGUCUCAACUGCAGAAUCUCCCUCAACAGUUACCCCCAAAACACAAUUUACUUUCUCCAAAUUUUCUCCCACAUCAACUGAUCCAACAGGUCUCAUAACAGCAGUCCCUCCAACAACCGCAGUUUCUUUUACAACGCCUUUUUCUACUACAAAGGCUGUUUCAACAACAGUGGCACCUCAGAUCUCAGAUUCUCCCAUUACAGCAUCUGAUACAAAAACAGAGAUCCCUCCAACCACAGAUGUUUCAGCUCCAACGUCGACUCAAACCAAGUCAGUCUCUGAUUCAAGCGCUUUCACGAAAACAGUUAUUCCAGUAACAACAGAUGUGUCAACAGUCUCACCAACUGAAUUUGGUCGAACAGCAGAAUUUGCUCUGACAACACGUAUCGCUCACAGAAAAACAGUCACUCCAACAGCAAAAGUCUCUUCAACAGUCUCUCCUUCAACCUUUAUCCCCACAAAAGUUGUUUCAACAACCACUGCAUCACCAACUGCCCUCACAAAAGGUUUCACUACAACAGUUGCUCCUACAAGGACAUAUUCUCUCACAACUGCAAUUGUUCCAACAACAGAAAAUGUCCGAAUAACAAAUGGUUAUUCAAUACCAUUUCUAUCUACAAAAAAUGUUGUUCCAACUACAACGGUUGUUUCAAAGACAUUAUUUCCAACAUCUCAUAAGCCUGGGGUUCCCAUCACAAACCUUGCAGUAACAUCUGCUCCAACAACUGGUCUGACGACAACAGCUCGCAGAAAAACAGUCGCUCCAACAACAAUUACUCACACAACUACAGAUUCUCCCCCAACAUCUGCCCUAGCAACAGGAUUUCCCACAUCACCACCUUUAAAUAGCGUCCACGGUACAGCUGAUUCCCCAACCGUCUUAAGUUCAACUCUUGUUCCGACUACAACAGCCAUUUCAGUUGGAGUGUCUCCAGCGACAAAUGCUUUCACAAUGGCAGUUCCUCUAGCAACAGUUCCUUCCACGACAUCUGCCUCAGUUUUAGGAACAGGAACAUCAUAUCAAACAACAGUUGAUGCAACAACAGGUUUUCCGACAACAACUGCACCCACAACAGCAGAUUAUUCCAUGACAUCACUGGCCCGAACAAGUGGUGUAGCCACAUCAUCAUCCAUUCCAACAACAACAGGAUCUCCUAUAGCAACGGCCCCGCCAUACACAUUGGCUCCAACAACUGAUUCCAGAGCAAACAAUGCUCCCACAACAGUUGUUUCAGCAGAAACAAUGUCUCGAACAACAGUUACUCCAACCACAGCGGCUCUUACUCCAACGAAUGGUGAUGCCACCACGACCACUGAAUCCCCAGCAGUCAGACCUUCAAGUGUUGUUCUGACUACAACAGCUAUGUCAACAACAACCUUGUCUCCAACAGCAGGAGCCUCAAUCGUAAGAACAGUUUCUCCGCCAGGUGGUUUCACAACAGCAGAUUACUCUAGGACACCGUUGGCUCCAGAAACUGGAGAAGCCACAUCAUCUGGCCAAACAAGGACAAUCUCUCAUACAAGUGUUUACACAAAAACAUUUGCAGACUCAGUAACAACUCCAGUCACUCAAACAAAAGGCUUCCCCGUGACAGUUUCUUCCAAAAUGACAGAUUCUCUGCCAGCCGUGUCCACUACAACUGCGAAGGUUGUAACGGAAGUUAAUCCUGCUAAUCCAACUACAACAGUUAUUUCUCAAAAAAUAUCUCCCACAACAACAGCCGCUCACAAAAACGAGGUUCCCACAGCAAUAGUUGCAGCAACUGAUCCUUCAACAAUACUCUAUCCAAAAACCUCAUCUCCCUCAAAAAACAUUGCUUUGACAUCAACAAAAUCUCUGACAACAUUAUUCCCAACGAGUGCAGUAUCUCCAACAACAAAGACCUUCUCUUCAACAACAGCUUAUUCUGCAACAAUCUUACCAACAACAACUGGUGUUCCUUCAACAGCAGUUACUCCAGUAACAACAGUCUCACCUACGAUAACCUUCCCACUCAAUGUAACAGCCGUUUCAACAGUGACAGUAUCUCCAACAAUGGUUGGUCAAACAAUUGCUUUCACCCCAACAACUGGUUUUCCCACUAAAACAGUCUCUCCUAAAAUUAACGUUUUCCCCACAACAGUAUCUGCUCCAACAGUCAAUUCAACAUUCUCACCUGCAACAACUGUUGCUCAAACUAAAACAACCAUUUCAACAACCGCAUUGUCGCCAACUACUGCUGUUACAAUAGCAGUUUCUCCCAAAACGGUUCCCAUGACAGGAGUUGCUAUUACUACAUCAGAUUCUUCUCCAACUGCAAGUGAUCCAAAAACAACGCUAGCUCCAAAAGCAGAUCAUUCAGCAAAAGUCUCCCCUACAGUGCAAUCUCCCCAAACAACAGUAUAUCCGGCAACAAUUUCUGCGACAUCAAUGGACCCUUCUUCCACAGGUGUUCCCACAACACUGAACACAACAGCGUUUCCUCCAAAAAUGUAUUCUGCAACAAAAAUAGCACCACGAACAACAGUUGAUUCAACAACAGUCUCUCUGACAACUGUUGCGCCCAUCAAAGCUGCGUCUCUUACAACACCAAAUUCUCUUAAACCAACUUCUCCAACAGUUGCUCUGAAUACCUAUAUAUCCCCUCAAGCAAGUACUACAACCAGUCGUUUCACAACUGUCCCAGUUACAAUAGCUGCUUCAUCAAUGGUCUCUGCUACAACAAAAGUAGUCUUGAAACCAGUAGUCCCUUCAAUGACAACAAAUGGGCCAGUAAUAACAGUUGCUUCAACAACAGCCCCUCCUCCAAAAACUUUUUCACCCACUACAACUGUUGAUUCACCAAUGGUUUUGCUAACAACAGGAGUCACCCCAAAAACUCGCGUUCCCUCUUCAACAAUUGCAGUUCAAACUAUGCCAGUUGCAACAAGACUAUCUGCCACAUCAGUGACCACCCCAACAGCGAGUGCUCCAACAACAACACUUGCUUUGUCUACAAAAAUCUCUACUCCAAUAACCAGUAUUCUCACAACAGCAGUGACUCCCAUCAAAUCAGUCUCCCCUUCAACAACUGUUCAGACAAAAGAUACAGCACAAAAUGCUCAUUCAACAGUUGUCCCGACAAGAGCCUAUGGUGUCAGUAUUACAGCUUCUCCGACGACAGCAGUUGCUCUCACAAGAAAAGAUUCCGUGACAACAGCAGAUGGCCCAUCAACUGGUGUUCCCACCGUAGUUGCUUAUACCAGAACGAUCACUUCAAAAUCAACUUUUUCUACGACAAUAGCUGGGGUUCCCUCCAAAACGGAAACCACAUUAAUUCCUCCAACAGCGAGUGUAGAUCACACGGCUCAAGUGUCUCCGCUAACCGCCACUGUUCAUCCCACUUUAGCUAUUGAUAGUACAACUACAAGUCAUCCAUCCACAUCUCUUACAACAAUGGAAACUUUGACCUCAACUGUUGCUCUCACUAUAACAGCUGCCCCAACAGUUUCAGCAACAAGAACUGUUUCUCCCACAACGACAUCUUCUCCGUCCUUAGUCAGCAAAACAACUACAGAUUCUCCAACAAGUACAACUGGCCCCCCUGCAGAAGUUAAGCCGAUUACAACAGCAACAUUUAUUCCUCCAGCCACUAUCCUGAACCCCACGGAAAGUACAACACUAGUCUCUGUAAAAACAAAUUCCACAACAUCAACUGCAGCUGUAACAACUGCGACUUUAACCUCAACAACAACCAAUGCUCCAACCAAAGAAGUAAAAAUAACCACCACAGUAUGGCUGCCAAAGACUAGUCCUUCUGAAAACACUGCUGUUAGGACAAGAGUUGUUCAAACUACAACAGCUCCAAAAGUGACAGCUGCUCCCACUGCAACAGUUGUUCUAACUUCGAUGGCUUCUGAUACCGCAAGAGUGCCUGCAACAACAGAUGCUCCAACAAGAACUGCUGCCGGCCAAAAAGGGCGCUUUACAUCACCAGCUAUGACAUCAGCAACCCCCUUACCGACCACAGUUGCUCACACUCAAACUGCAAGCAAAUCGCCUGCUGCUUCAACUCCAGCCUAUUUUCCAACUACCACGGCAGCAGCUUUCAAGGCAACAGUCACCGUGGCCACUGUUACUUCGUCAACUACUAAUGUCGCUGAAACUAGGGCUUCGUCAGCAACAUCUCCAGUACGAAGACCUUUUCAAGCAUCAACUGCUCUUUUCACAUCUGAUUCAACAUCACUGUCACCUCCAACUGCUUCCUUGAAAACAACUGCUGCAUUGACAACAACGGCUCUGACCUCAUCUUCGCGAAUAUCAAUGCCUAUCUUGAACUCAACAGCAAACAUGAUUGUGACACUACCUGCCGCUUUUACAUCGACUAGUGAGGCCACAGUUCCACAGACGACAAACAAGCCACUUGUUCUUAAGUUCACUGUUUCAUAUGUAUUAAUUAAAACCUAUACAGAAGACUUGAAUGACCCCAACAGCAGAGCAUUUGAGGAAUUUGAAGAAAAGUUUGUUUCUUGGUGUGAGAGUUUCACCAAAGAAGAAUUUGGGAACCAAAUCAGCCAUUGUAAUGUGAAAAAGCUGAGAAAAUCAUCAUGUACAUCACCCCAAAACACAGUCGAGGUGGAGUUUGAGGCUGAAUUGAUGUGGCCUUCUGGAAUAUCCGAACCACCUUCCAGAAUACAAAUCAUGCAAACAUUGAGAAAGGCAGUGGAAAAUCCUGGAAAUUCAAGUCUGAUCUUCAUUCCCAACUCAAUGCAGCUGGCAGGGAUUCCAGGCCAAGCAAGUUCUCCUACUGUUUACACUGCCAUUUGCUCCAUUCAAGAUACAUUUUCAAAAGAACUCAAUGACCCCAACAGCACAGAGUUUAACAUCCUAGAGGCCAAAUUCAUUGACUGGUGUCAGAGUGCAACCAAAGAAAAGUGUGGAAACCAAAAGGGCCACUGCAAACUGAAAACCCUCAGGAAAUCCCCAAACGCUGCUCAUGAAAACACUGUUGAAGCUGAGUUUGAGGUCCAGUUGCCCUGGUUGAGUCCCACAUCAGAACCUCCUUCUCAAGCAUUCAUAGCGCAAGCCUUGAUGAGAGAAGCUGAGAAUUCUGGACGUUUCCAAAUCAUCAUCAUUUCCAAUUCAAUCCGCAUGACAGCAGGUCCAGUUGAGGACACCGCAACUUCCCCAGAAGCGCCAUCAAGCCGUUCAAUUGUUUACACUGUAACGUCCACCAUUCACAAGGAAUUGUUCACAGAAGAUCUGAACGACCCCAGCAGCAGGAAGUACAAAGAUCUUCAAGAAAAACUUGUCACCUGGUGUGAGUGUGCCUCCAGUGAAAAGUGUGGAAAUACAAUCAGCCACUGCAGACUCAUCAAAUUCAGAAAGUCCUCUUGUACAUCAGCCGAAAACUCAGUGGAAGCACUGUUUGAAGUUGAAUGGAUCUGGUUGACAGCCUCAUCAGAACCUCUCACGAGGAAGUAUGUUACUGAGAUUUUAAGGACUGCAGCAAGAAAUGCUGCUUAUUCUGAAAUAAUGAGCAUUCCCAACUCAAUUCAAGUAGCAGAAGGACCAGAUGAAGAGCCAGGAAACACUUUGGCUCCUCCACCUGCUUAUACUGCAAUAUGCUCCCUUCAAGAACCAUUUACCAAAGAGUUGAAUGACCCCAGCAGCACAGAGUUGAAGGACCUGGAAGCAAAAUUAGUUAGUUGGUGUGAACAUGCCACCAAAGAAAAGUGUGGAAACAAAAAUGGCCACUGUAAACUCAGAAAAUUAAGGAAAUCUCAAUGUGCCUCAUCUGAAAACACUGUUGAAGCUGAGUUGGAGGUUCAGUUGCCCUGGUUGACUCCCACAUCAGAAGCUCCUUCAGGAAAACACAUCGCUGGAGCCUUAAAGAGAGCAGCAGAGAAUUCUGGACGUUUCCAACUCACCAUCAUUUCCAGCUCAGUCCAGGUGACAGCGAGUCACGUUGAAGACACCCCAACUGAACGAGAAGCCCCAUCAGGUCCUCCACUAGUUUACACUGUGACCUCCACCAUUGAUGAAGAGCCCUUCACAGAUGAACUGAACGACCCCAGCAGCAGGAAGUACAAAGAUCUCCAGGAAGAACUGGUCAGCUGGUGUGAGUGUGCCUCCAGUGAAAAGUGUGGAAAUACUAUCAGCCACUGCAGACUCAUCAAAUUCAGAGAGUCUUCAUGCUCGGCCUCGGACACCACAGUUGAAGCAGAGUUUGAGGUUGAGUGGACCUUGUUGACUCCAUCAUCCAAACCUCCCUCCAGAAAACAUGUUGUCAAAACUUUCAAGAACGCUGCUGCAAAUCCUGGACAUUCCAAAAUCACCAUCAUUCCCAACUCAAUCAAAGUAACAGAAGGUCCAGAUGAAGAGUCAGGAAACACCUCGACUCCUCCACCUGCUUAUACUGCAAUAUGCUCCCUUCAAGAACCAUUUACCAAAGAGUUGAAUGACCCCAGCAGCACAGAGUUCAAGGACCUGGAAGCAAAAUUAGUUAGUUGGUGUGAACAUGCCACCAAAGAAAAGUGUGGAAACAAAAAUGGCCACUGCAAACUCAGAAAAUUAAGGAAAUCUCAAUGUGCCUCAUCUGAAACCACUGUUGAAGCUGAGUUGGAGGUUCAGUUGCCCUGGUUGACUCCCACAUCAGAAGCUCCUUCAGGAAAACACAUCGCUGGAGCCUUAAAGAGAGCAGCAGAGAAUUCUGCACGUUUCCAACUCACCAUCAUUUCCAGCUCAGUCCAAGUGACAGCGAGUCACGUUGAAGACUCCCCAACUGAACCAGAAGCCCCAUCAGGUCCUCCACUUGUUUACACUGUGACCUCCACCAUUGAUGAAGAGCCCUUCACAGAUGAACUGAACGACCCCAGCAACAGGAAGUACAAAGAUCUGGAGGAAGAACUGGUCAGCUGGUGUGAGUGUGCCUCCAGUGAAAAGUGUGGAAAUACUAUCAGCCACUGCAGACUCAUCAAAUUCAGAGAGUCUUCAUGCUCGGCCUCGGACACCACAGUUGAAGCAGAGUUUGAGGUUGAGUGGACCUUGUUGACUCCAUCAUCCAAACCUCCCUCCAGAAAACAUAUUGUCAAAACUUUCAAGAACGCUGCUGCAAAACCUGGACAUUCCAAAAUCACCAUCAUUCCCAACUCAAUCAAAGUAACAGAAGUUCCAGAUGAAGAGCCAGGAAACACCUCGACUCCUCCACCUGCUUAUACUGCAAUAUGCUCCCUUCAAGAACCAUUUACCAAAGAGUUGAAUGACCCCAGCAGCACAGAGUUCAAGGACCUGGAAGCAAAAUUAGUUAGUUGGUGUGAACAUGCCACCAAAGAAAAGUGUGGAAACAAAAAUGGCCACUGCAAACUCAGAAAAUUAAGGAAAUCUCAAUGUGCUUCAUCUGAAACCACUGUUGAAGCUGAGUUGGAGGUUCAGUUGCCCUGGUUGAGUCCCACAUCAGAAGCUCCUUCAGGAAAACACAUCGCUGGAGCCUUAAAGAGAGCAGCAGAGAAUUCUGGACGUUUCCAACUCACCAUCAUUUCCAGCUCAGUCCAGGUGACAGCGAGUCACGUUGAAGACUCCCCAACUGAACCAGAAGCCCCAUCAGGUCCUCCACUUGUUUACACUGUGACUUCCACCAUUGAUGAAGAGCCCUACACAGAUGAACUGAACGACCCCAGCAGCAGGAAGUACAAAGAUCUGGAGGAAGAACUGGCCAGCUGGUGUGAGUGUGCCUCCAGUGAAAAGUGUGGAAAUACUAUCAGCCACUGCAGACUCAUCAAAUUCAGAGAGUCUUCAUGCUCAGCCUCGGACACCACAGUUGAAGCAGAGUUUGAGGUUGAGUGGACCUUGUUGACUCCAUCAUCCAAACCUCCCUCCAGAAAACAUGUUGUCAAAACUUUCAAGAACGCUGCUGCAAAUCCUGGACAUUCCAAAAUCACCAUCAUUCCCAACUCAAUCAAAGUAACAGAAGGUCCAGAUGAAGAGUCAGGAAACACUUUGGCUCCUCCAGCUGCUUAUACUGCAAUAUGCUCCCUUCAAGAACCAUUUACCAAAGAGUUGAAUGACCCCAGCAGCACAGAGUUGAAGGACCUGGAAGCAAAAUUAGUUAGUUGGUGUGAACAUGCCACCAAAGAAAAGUGUGGAAACAAAAAUGGCCACUGUAAUCUCAGAAAAUUAAGGAAAUCUCAAUGUGCCUCAUCUGAAAACACUGUUGAAGCUGAGUUGGAGGUUCAGUUGCCCUGGUUGACUCCCACAUCAGAAGCUCCUUCAGGAAAACACAUCGCUGGAGCCUUAAAGAGAGCAGCAGAGAAUUCUGGACGUUUCCAAGUCACCAUCAUUUCCAGCUCAGUCCAAGUGACAGCGAGUCACGUUGAAGAUUCUCCAACUGAACCAGAAGCCCCAUCAGGUCCUCCACUUGUUUACACUGUGACCUCCACCAUUGAUGAAGAGCCCUUCACAGAUGAACUGAACGACCCCAGCAGCAGGAAGUACAAAGAUCUCCAGGAAGAACUGGUCAGCUGGUGUGAGUGUGCCUCCAGUGAAAAGUGUGGAAAUACUAUCAGCCACUGCAGACUCAUCAAAUUCAGAGAGUCUUCAUGCUCGGCCUCGGACACCACAGUUGAAGCAGAGUUUGAGGUUGAGUGGACCUUGUUGACUCCAUCAUCCAAACCUCCCUCCAGAAAACAUGUUGUCAAAACUUUCAAGAACGCUGCUGCAAAUCCUGGACAUUCCAAAAUCACCAUCAUUCCCAACUCAAUCAAAGUAACAGAAGGUCCAGACGAAGAGUCAGGAAGCACCUCGACUCCUCCACCUGCUUAUACUGCAAUAUGCUCCCUUCAAGAACCAUUUACCAAAGAGUUGAAUGACCCCAGCAGCACAGAGUUCAAGGACCUGGAAGCAAAAUUAGUUAGUUGGUGUGAACAUGCCACCAAAAAAAAGUGUGGAAACAAAAAUGGCCACUGCAAACUCAGAAAAUUAAGGAAAUCUCAAUGUGCUUCAUCUGAAACCACUGUUGAAGCUGAGUUGGAGGUUCAGUUGCCCUGGUUGACUCCCACAUCAGAAGCUCCUUCAGGAAAACACAUCGCUGGAGCCUUAAAGAGAGCAGCAGAGAAUUCUGGACGUUUCCAACUCACCAUCAUUUCCAGCUCAGUCCAAGUGACAGCGAGUCACGUUGAAGACUCCCCAACUGGACCAGAAGCCCCAUCAGGUCCUCCACUUGUUUACACUGUGACCUCCACCAUUGAUGAAGAGCCCUUCACAGAUGAACUGAACGACCCCAGCAGCAGGAAGUACAAAGAUCUCCAGGAAGAACUGGUCAGCUGGUGUGAGUGUGCCUCCAGUGAAAAGUGUGGAAAUACUAUCAGCCACUGCAGACUCAUCAAAUUCAGAGAGUCUUCAUGCUCGGCCUCGGACACCACAGUUGAAGCAGAGUUUGAGGUUGAGUGGACCUUGUUGACUCCAUCAUCCAAACCUCCCUCCAGAAAACAUGUUGUCAAAACUUUCAAGAACGCUGCUGCAAAACCUGGACAUUCCAAAAUCACCAUCAUUCCCAACUCAAUCAAAGUAACAGAAGGUCCAGAUGAAGAGUCAGGAAACACCUCGACUCCUCCACCUGCUUAUACUGCAAUAUGCUCCCUUCAAGAACCAUUUACCAAAGAGUUGAAUGACUGCAGCAGCACAGAGUUCAAGGACCUGGAAGCAAAAUUAGUUAGUUGGUGUGAACAUGCCACCAAAGAAAAGUGUGGAAACAAAAAUGGCCACUGCAAACUCAGAAAAUUAAGGAAAUCUCAAUGUGCCUCAUCUGAAAACACUGUUGAAGCUGAGUUGGAGGUUCAGUUGCCCUGGUUGACUCCCACAUCAGAAGCUCCUUCAGGAAAACACAUCGCUGGAGCCUUAAAGAGAGCACUAGAGAAUUCUGGACGUUUCCAACUCACCAUCAUUUCCAGCUCAGUCCAAGUGACAGCGAGUCACGUUGAAGAUUCUCCAACUGAACCAGAAGCCCCAUCAGGUCCUCCACUUGUUUACACUGUGACCUCCACCAUUGAUGAAGAGCCCUUCACAGAUGAACUGAACGACCCCAGCAGCAGGAAGUACAAAGAUCUGGAGGAAGAACUGGUCAGCUGGUGUGAGUGUGCCUCCAGUGAAAAGUGCGGAAAUACUAUCAGCCACUGCAGACUCAUCAAAUUCAGAGAGUCUUCAUGCUCGGCCUCGGACACCACAGUUGAAGCAGAGUUUGAGGUGGAGUGGACCUUGUUGACUCCAUCAUCCAAACCUCCCUCCAGAAAACAUGUUGUCAAAACUUUCAAGAACGCUGCUGUAAAUCCUGGACAUUCCAAAAUCACCAUCAUUCCCAACUCAAUCAAAGUAAUAGUAGGUCAUGUUGACGAACCAGAAACUCCAUUAGGUCCUCCACUUGUUUACACUGUAACUUCCGUCAUUGAUGGAGAGCCAUUUACUGAAGAACUGAACGACCCCAGCAGCAGGAAGUACAAAGAGCUUGAGGAAAAAGUUGUUCACUGGUGUGAGAGCGUCACCAAACAAUACCUUGACAUUGAACAUGUGGUGUGUAAACUACUAAAAUUCAGGAAUCCUUCAUCCACAUCACUGGCCACUGGAGUUGAAGCGGAGUUUGACAUUGAAUUUAUCACCCCAACUCGCCCAACGCUAUUUCUGACAAGUAAAGAAGUACAAGACUCCUUCAGAAAGGCCUCAUUGAAACCAGCAAAUUCCCAAAUAUACAUAAUUCCAGAUUCAGUCCAAGUAAAAGAUCCAGCUAAAGACUCCCCAACUGAACCAGAAGCCCCAUCAGGUCCUCCACUUGUUUACACUGUGACCUCCACCAUUGAUGAAGAGCCCUUUACUGAAGAACUGAACGACCCCAGCAGCAGGAAGUACAAAGAGCUUGAGGAAGAACUGCUCAGCUGGUGUGAGACUGCCAUCAAACAAAGUCUUGUCAUUGAAUCAGUUGGCUGCAAGCUCAAAGCCUUCAGGUAUGAAGUCUGA
This is a messenger RNA of Synchiropus splendidus (mandarinfish), 12002 nucleotides long. Its product is annotated as mucin-17-like. Bases 498 to 12002 code for a protein of 3834 amino acids. The record is from RefSeq and is a predicted model, not a curated record. The transcript has 50 exons. NCBI's taxonomy places the organism in Eukaryota, Metazoa, Chordata, Actinopteri, Syngnathiformes, Callionymidae.